AUGCAGAAGACAAAUGUAAAGGUUCUGUGCACCACAAAAGGCCACCUGGGUCGUCUUCCACUAGUCAUAGGCAUGCCCAUAUUGGUGGCACAAAAUUUUGAUGUUCAAGAAGGAAUUGUGAAUGGAACUUAUGGGACAGUUAAGCACAUUCGGUACCGAACUGACAAAACCGGCAAGCGCAUGCUGAUUUCCUGUGUUGUAAAAGUGGAAGAUGCCAACGAAGAGUCGAUGCCUCACCUGAUGCCAAAUGAAGUCCCAGUAUUAAGGGAUUCAGUCAACUUCACUAUUAUGAAUAAACACAAAUCUGGUUAG
Laccaria bicolor S238N-H82 is the source of this 312-nucleotide messenger RNA. RefSeq lists its product as uncharacterized. Lineage: Eukaryota; Fungi; Basidiomycota; Agaricomycetes; Agaricales; Hydnangiaceae. The coding region runs from base 1 to 312 and encodes 103 amino acids. The record is from RefSeq and is a predicted model, not a curated record. The transcript has 2 exons.